UUAUCAAUUUUUGUUUUGUUUUUGUUUUUUAAUAUUUUAAGAACAUUUUUAUACCUGGACUAAUUAGUUAAUGUUUUUGAGGUUCGCCUUGGUUGUCUUUGAAAAUUGCAGUUAUACAUAAAAUAUUAUUGUAACAUGGAUGUCGUACAACUGGGCCCGGAGAAUAACCCAAAAUUCUCCUAUACCCAUGAGCCCAAUCCGAGCACGGACUCCACUGCGCUGCGUCCGGCCCAGUGCCAUGCGGACGACUCGUGGAGCACGGUCGGCACGCAGGUGCUGGUCACGUCCGAGAGCAUAGUGGAGCAGGAGUCGGUGUCAUGGAGCCCCAGCCGGGACAUAGACAGGAUUGCCAGCAUGAAGAUCUUCACCUCAGUCAUGUUGCACGCCUGGCGGCAAAGACGCGCCGAUGUGCGCCGGCUGCAGCAGGUGGUGGAACGCCUCCAGCGGAAGUCCAUGCACUCCAAGAACGAAUUGCAUGUUUCCAAUACCCUGAUGCGCGUGGAGCAGAAGCGCUGCAAGGAGCUUCAGCUGGAGCUAAAAAAAUCCACAUUAAGCAUCAACGAAGUGCGCAGCUCUUGCGAGAGGCUAAGCACAUCCGUGCGCAGCCUGAAGGCGGACAAGGAUCAGCUGGAGAAGGAGCUCAACUUCAGCCGACAGGAGCAAUUGGAACUGGAAAGAAAGGUGGGCAAAUGCAAAGAUGAUCUCUUGAGCGCGUUGAUGGAACAGCGCAACUUGCAGCUGCGGCUCUCCGAGGAGCAGAGCAAUGUACAGCAAUUGGCUCGCGAGAAGGAGCUGCUGUCCAUAAACAUGCGCAGCAUGGAGACCGAAUUUGGCAGACGCGAGGAGUCGUACAUUCAGGAGUUGGAGCAAAAGAACGAGGCACUGCAUAAUAUGCGGAUGACGAUCGAGAACCUCGAGCGGCGGCUGAGGGACCGUCAGAUUAAACGUUAUGAACUAAAGCACUAUCUGAAGAAUAUGGAACGCAGGGAACUGGACGACUUCCAGACUGACCUUGAGACAGAGCUACCUCCGAAUAUGACCGCUAUCACGAGGCUUCCAUCAAGUUCCGUUAAGCGCAGCACCUUGGCCCUCAUAGCCGAAGAUUACGGAAUUGGUCAAUUGUGGUCCACAGUGCAUUAUUAUACAUCGAGCGCAGCAUUGCUUCUCUGGUUCGUUAUACUGCCGAAACAAUCGCUAAGAAAUGGAUGCAUGCCGAUAAAAAAGCGAAUAGCUAGUCUGAAGUGAAAUGUCCCAUUAAAGUAAUUUAUUAGUGUAUUCUAGUAAAA
Messenger RNA from Drosophila virilis, 1286 nucleotides. RefSeq lists its product as uncharacterized. The record is from RefSeq and is a predicted model, not a curated record. Lineage: Eukaryota; Metazoa; Arthropoda; Insecta; Diptera; Drosophilidae.